Molecule: messenger RNA, 1315 nt
Organism: Poecilia reticulata (guppy)
Lineage: Eukaryota; Metazoa; Chordata; Actinopteri; Cyprinodontiformes; Poeciliidae
Product: forkhead box protein I3-B-like
Biological process (GO): regulation of transcription by RNA polymerase II; anatomical structure morphogenesis; cell differentiation
Molecular function (GO): RNA polymerase II cis-regulatory region sequence-specific DNA binding; DNA-binding transcription factor activity, RNA polymerase II-specific
Source: RefSeq, a predicted model, not a curated record
ACCAAUCAGUGGACAGUGGGCGGAGCUUGGGGCUGGGCUUGGGGCGGGGCUUGUGGCUAUAAGAGGCCCAGGUGAGCAGCAGGUGUUCAGACAGCAUGGAACUGGACAGGUCCGCCUGCAGCCUUUACUCCAGUGCCGCUCCGUUUCCCUGGCCGGUUCCGAACCCGGUCCACGGCACCGCUCCGCUCUGGUCCUGGUUCUGCUCCUCGGAUCUGCUGGGCCCGGUGCGGCCCCCAUACUCAUACUCAGCCCUCAUCGCCAUGGCGAUCCAGAGCUCGCCCAAUCAGAGGCUGACGCUGAGCCAGAUCUACAGCUUCGUGUCGACCCGGUUCCCUUUCUACGACCGGAACCRGGCUGGCUGGCAGAACUCCAUCCGCCACAACCUAUCGCUCAACGACUGCUUCAGGAAAGUCGCCCGUGGCGACGGCGACCCAGGUAAGGGAAGCUACUGGACUCUGGACCCAGACUGCGGGAAGAGGUUCGACAACGGCAGCUUCCGCCGCAAGAGGAAGAGGAAGUCUGACAGGAAGCCGUCAUCAUCAUCAGAGCCCAGCUCCAAAUGUCCCAGCAUGCACUGCUGCAACUCUGCUCUUCCUCACUCCGGCUCCUCCGCUUCAUCGCUGAACUUUCUGGUUCCAGACKCCACUCCUCCUCUUUCUCCUCUUCCUCUCUUCCCCCCGACCCAGUGSMCYCCCCCCCCMCUCUCCUGCCUGGCCGACCAUCAGGCCUGCAUGGAGCCCGGUUCCGGUUCUGAUCCGGAUACCGGUUCUGAUCUGGGUUUCUCCGAGUUCUUCAGUGAUGCUCUGCUGCUCGACUUUCUGCUCCACCAGUGAAAAAACUCCACUUUUAUAUUUAUCCAGUUAAAUAAUAAGGUGACAAACUUUAGAACGAAGAAAAAAAACAAAGAAAAAAAAUGUGAUUGUUUUUUAAAAUCAGAUAUUCAUUAAUAUAUCCAUUAAAAACAAGUCUACAGUCCAACUUUAAUUGUUUCAAAAGUCCUAAACUGUAACUAUUACUGUAAAUAUAUUGGUUUUCCUAAAAACUGUUGUGUCUGUCUGUGGUUCUGCUGUCACUGGUUUUGUUAAAAGUGUCCAUAUUAGUGCUGAAUUACUUUGUUUUGAUUAAAUAAAGUUUCUAACACAAUAAAACAUCUGAAAAUGAUUGUUAUUCUUCAGGAAUUAUCUGGUGAUAAUAAAUUAAAAGACUUUUUUUAAAUGGGAGUCGAUUAUAAAGGUUCACAGAAAUUAACAGCAAAACAAAUUGAGUUAUUUAGCCUGUUAAAGUCAUAAUUUCACCAUGUUGUUAAUUCCUUUAU